AUGAGUCUGAGUUCACUCAGUGCCCAUAGGCUUAAUAACACGCGUAAAGCUGAAAUCGAUGUAAUAUUUUUUAAUCGGUGCGCUAAAGUUGGUAGUGAAUCUCUAUUAGAAUUAUUUAAUAAACUAGAAGAUUUCAAUAAUUUGAAUAUUGAACGAGAAGGUUUAAGAAGACCAACUAAGAGACAAUUAGAACCUAGAGAAGAACGUGAAUUAGCGAAAACAGUUUCUGGUUUGGAAGAUGGAUCUGUAUACAUUGAACAUGUAAACUGGUUGGACUUUGAAGACCUUGAUAUGCCAAAACCAAUAUAUAUAAAUUUAGUACGUGAUCCUGUGGAACGUGUUAUAUCUUGGUUUUAUUAUGCACGAGGAGCAUAUAAAAAUGCUAUUGAAUACAAAAAAGAUCCAGAGAAACCAACUCGUUCCGCUGCGUGGUAUAAAAAAGACUUUAAUUUCUGUGUACGCAGCGGUGAUCCGGAAUGCCAAUAUGUACCGUACACUGUCAUUGAUGCAACUGGCAACUUUAAACGACAAAGUUUAUUUUUCUGUGGACAUAGUCAGGAUUGUUUGCCAUUUAACUCACCAGCAGCAAUACAAAUGGCUAAAGAGCAUGUGGAACGCGAUUAUGCUGUAGUGGGUUCGUGGGAGGAUACGAACAUAACUUUGACAGUUUUUGAGAAAUAUAUUCCACGCUUCUUUCAAGGUGUAAAAAUUGUAUUUGAAAUGCAUAAUGAAAAGAUUACAAAUCGUAAUAAAAACAAACGAAAACCAAAAAUUGACGAAGAUGUUAAGGAAAUGAUACGCAAAAAUUUCACACACGAAUAUGACUUCUAUUAUUUUUGUAAACAACGUUUGUAUAAACAGUAUUUAGCUAUUAGUCUUAAGGAUCUAAACUUAUAA
Molecule: messenger RNA, 897 nt
Organism: Teleopsis dalmanni
Lineage: Eukaryota; Metazoa; Arthropoda; Insecta; Diptera; Diopsidae
Product: heparan sulfate 2-O-sulfotransferase pipe-like
Exons: 4
Coding region: 1-897 (298 amino acids)
Cellular component (GO): membrane
Molecular function (GO): sulfotransferase activity
Source: RefSeq, a predicted model, not a curated record